UUGCGCGAGAAGACGCCCGGGAGCGGCAUGUGCGCAAGGCCCACGCGGAGGGCGACGCGCAACGGAUGGCUUCAGGAAGCAGUUCUGUUGCCUCGCGCACGGUGAAGCGUCGUCGGGCCAAGGCAUACGAACCCACAAGCAGCACGAGCCGGCGCACCGCCUCCAAAUCAGCUCGCUCCUGAAAGAAUACAUCACGACAACAAUGAAAGAAUCUAUCUCAAUAUCCUUCAAUUCCAUUAUCUACUUCUAUAUCUUUGACCAUUGAUAUAAUACAUUCCCUUUAAUACCC
Mycena citricolor is the source of this 289-nucleotide messenger RNA. The record is from the annotation of a GenBank genome assembly. NCBI's taxonomy places the organism in Eukaryota, Fungi, Basidiomycota, Agaricomycetes, Agaricales, Mycenaceae.